Molecule: messenger RNA, 1353 nt
Organism: Mercenaria mercenaria
Lineage: Eukaryota; Metazoa; Mollusca; Bivalvia; Venerida; Veneridae
Product: multiple epidermal growth factor-like domains protein 6
Exons: 3
Coding region: 1-1353 (450 amino acids)
Molecular function (GO): scavenger receptor activity
Source: RefSeq, a predicted model, not a curated record
AUGAUAGACAAACCAUUCUAUUUCAAAAAGGGAAGAGAAUGUCCAAAACAGUGUCGUCAAUCUACUUCAAUCGGAGAUUCUUGCUGUGAAUGUGAAAGUGGCUUGCUAAGACAGCACUGUAGACUUCCAUGUUUGGUAAGUAAUGACACUUGUUAUAUUUGCCUGAACAGUUAUAGAGAAUCACUUACGUAUUUCAAAUCAAAGUGUUUUGGAUGCCAUGAAUAUGAGCAUUUUCCUACCGGAGAGUGUAGGUCAUGUCCAAAAGGAUGUGUUUCUUGUUUCGACGAAACAUUUUGCUUUGAAUGUAAAAAAGGUCGGUACGGAAGAUCAUGCAAUAAACGUUGUGCGCAUUGUGAACCGGACAGUGAAGGCGUUUUGAAAUGUGACAUUGACUCUGGGACAUGUGCUAAUCGAUGUGAAGAUGGCUAUUCUGGUCAUCGUUGUGAUACUAUAUGUAGACACUGUAAACCCGAUAAUCAUGGCGUGGUAAGAUGCGGCAAGUACGAUGGAACAUGUGCAAAUGAAUGUGUAGAUGGUUAUUUCUAUCCAAUGUGCGAUACUGCAUGUGGAUAUUGUUUACCGAAUAAUGUCAGUGUAGUGAAGUGCGAUCUGUACACAGGAUUCUGUGCAAAAGGUUGCGUUGAUAGCUGCUUCGGUCGUCGUUGUAAAAAGAAAUGCGGACAUUGCCUACCAGACGAUAACGGGACAGUUGCGUGUGAUAUAAACACCGGAAAUUGUUUGAACCCUUGCAUUGCAGGUUACUUUGGUCCAUCCUGUUUUGACAAAUGUAACAGUAACUGUUUUGAUUCAAAUACAAAUACAAACAGAUGUGAUAGAUUGUCGGGAAAUUGCAUUUAUGGCUGUGUGUCUAGAUGGUACGGUGGCAUGUGUAAUAAAACUUGUAGUAACACAUGUCAAAAUAGAUCGUGUCGUCAAAACUCUGGCAACUGCGAAGGAAGAUGUUUGUCUGGUUGGUAUGGCGAUACGUGUAAUAUAACUUGCAGCAACAUGUGUUCAGAAAGAUCUUGCAGUCAAAAUUCGGGUUACUGUAAAAAUGGAUGUGUUUCUGGUUGGUAUGGUGAUACAUGCAACGUUUCAUGCAGUAGCAACUGUAAUGGUACAUCUUGUGACCAGAAUUUAGGCCAAUGUGAUGGUGGUUGUAUUCCUGGUUUCUUUUGUCACACGUGUAAAUUCAACUGUGUUGACACUUGUAAAAACGGUGUUUGUGACAAGGAAACAUCGGAGUGUAUUCAGGGAUGUGUAACAGGAUACAAAGGAGCAUUCUGCAAUACAAUGGAUCUGAUUGAUACUUAUUUUAUUAAUUUCACAUCACCAAGCACAUCAAGAGAAUGA